CAACGAUGACUCCAGUAGUUUCACAAUUUUCUUCGUGACCUUUGAGAAAUUUCCAACCCAUCUCGCCUAUCUUGGGACAUAAAUCUCGAUUGGAAAAACAGAAGGAAGAUAUCAAAGAAAUAUUCAAGUCUGGGGAACCUCCAGUCAUUUGUUGCAUAAUGGCGUAUUUUAAACACCGGUAAAAAGUGUUUUUGAAUUCCCUCAAAUCAUCAAAUCCACAUCUGCUCAACGAUAAAAGAGCCCGAUGACAUGUGACGGAAUCAAAAACUGGACCAAACUUUUGUAGAUUUGGUUCAAGCGUUUUGAUUCAUUGAAUAAUGAAGAAAGUAUUGUGAAUGACAUGAUUGUAAAUAAUGUAAGUACAGAAGGAAAGAAAAUAGAAGCACUAUGUGUGGCUCAAUCUGAAGAUAUAUGUGAGAUCCAAUGUACAGAUAUCUCUGAAUACAUAGAAUCUGAAGAGGAUACUACAACAAGCCAGAUUCUUGGUAGCAGUAAAUAUAAAGAUUUAUUAAAUAAUGAAGAAAGUAUUGUGAAUGACAUGAUUGUAAAUAAUGUAGGUACAGAAGGAAAGAAAAUGGCAAUAUAUGUGGCUCAAUCUGAAGAUAUAUGUGAGAUCCAAUGUAUAGAUAUCUCUGAAGGCAUGGAUUCUGAAGAGGAUUGGAUAAAGAAAUUUAUUAAAUAAUGAAGAAAGUAUUGUGAAUGACAUGAUUAUAAAUAAUGUAGAUACAGAAGGAAAGAAAAUAAAAGCUAUACGUUUGGCCCAAUCUAAAAAUAACAACUAUUCAAAAGAAUUACAUCUGGGUACUAAAACAACUGGUCCUAUGCAACCUAUAUUAGGUGCCUAUCCAUAUAUUGGAAUGGGUAAAGAUAAACGAUGCUUUCAAACUCAGUGGUACAAAUCCUUUCCCUGGAUUGAAUAUAGCAUAACCAGAAACUCUAUUUUUUGUUUUCCUUGUCGUAAUUUUCCCACUCAACCUCAAAAAGGAUACUUUUUUAAUCAAGGUUAUCAAAAAUUUCGUAAGGUAAAAGAAUACUUAACAACUCACGGAGCAACAAAUGGUCAUGCAACGAAUGUAAUUCUCUGGAACCAUUUUAAACAAUCUUUGAUAGAAGGCACCAUUAAAGAAAAAUUUAUAGCUGUAACUAAAUCAACAAUACUUGAAAGAAGAGAAUAUUUGAAACGAUUAUUCAAAAUUAUAAUACUAUGUGGUAAGGGAACUUCCCCUUAGAGGUCAUUAUGAAAGUAAGACAAGCAAUAAUCAAGGAAAUUAUUGUGAAAUAUUAAACUGUUUGAAAGAGUAUGAUCCAUUUUUAAUAGCAUAUAAACCACCAGGCAAUGCUCAUUAUUGCUCACCUCAAUCACAAAAUCAAAUGCUAUCUGCAGCUGGAAACUUAAUCGUAAAGUACAUAGCAUCAGAAAUAAGGGAGGCAGGCUAUUUUGUUGUCAUGGCUGAUGACACUCGUGAUGUUAGCUCAUAUGAGCAAUUUAGUAUAUGUGUUAGAUAUGUUGAUAAAACAAAAACACCAAAGGAAUCUUUUAUAUCUUUUCAAAAAGUUGAAGACUUAGAUGCAGAGUCAUUAACGAAGACAUUAAUAACAACCUUAAACAACAAUUCCAUAAAUGCAAUUUGCGUUGCUCAAGCAUAUGAUGGUGCAAGUGUUAUGAAAGGGCAUCUUUCAGGAGUCCAGGAAAGAUAUCGCCAAAAUCACAAAAUGGCUAUAUAUGUGCACUGCUAUGCGCAUAAACUCAACCUUGUACUGAUCUCUGCCUGCAAAUCAGUACCUCAAUCUAGAAAGUUUUUUAAUGUAUUAGAAGGUAU
Messenger RNA from Gordionus sp. m RMFG-2023, 1820 nucleotides. RefSeq lists its product as uncharacterized. The transcript is spliced from 10 exons. Bases 341 to 682 code for a protein of 113 amino acids. The record is from RefSeq and is a predicted model, not a curated record. NCBI's taxonomy places the organism in Eukaryota, Metazoa, Nematomorpha, Gordioida, Chordodea, Parachordodidae.